AGUCUGCACACCCGGGUCUCCUUGCUGCCACAUUAGACGGUUUGGUGCGGGUUUUAUUCCUCCAUCACUUCCUUCCUUGGAGCAAUAGUUGGUCAGGCGGGGAGGUGUGAGGAGCCCGGCUCUUCACUCCUUCAUGCUGCCCAGGAGCCAUGGCAGAGCGGCCACUGAGGAGGAACCAACGGCCGGAGCUCAGCGGGUCCACAGCGGCGACUCAAACCAGGAAGGACCCACGUUAAUACAGAUGGAUGUCUAUGGUUAACGUUGACGUUACCUGCCGGAUACAGUAGUGGCGGCUUCUAAAGUUUUACACUCAUCUUCAGCUUUUGUCACAGCUGACCGGUUCAACUUUUACUUCUACCUGGCAUUCCCGAGAUGUCGACGGGAACACAGCGACGCGGAGUUUGUUUCGCUUUUCUUUUCUUCCAGUAACGUUACGUGUUUGCCCUGUAAAGCCACCCGCCUCUGGCGUCAAUCUGGCGCAGUGUUCCGCAGUGGCUCGCAGAGCGACUCUUUAAUAUCGCAAAGCCGAGUCACUGGAGGUUACCAUGGGGGCAAAGCAGAGCAGCGUCGCUGCUAAUCCCGCUGCUAACGGACGGACCAGAGCCUACUCCGGCUCGGACCUGCCCUCCAGCACGUCCAGCAGCAACGGCAGUAAUGUUAGCAGGACUACCGCCGGGGGGGUGAGGUACCAUGCAUACAGUGCGUCCGGAGCCUCGUCCAGCACCAGCCAGCACCUUGGAGCCAGGGCCAGGUCCGCGGGGGGCUCCGGAGGCUCCGGGACCAGACCUCAGUCCGGUAUCACCAUUCCGAACAUUAGCGGAGCCUACAGCUCCCAGGAGUCGGGCGGCAGUAGCCCGGAGGAAGCGGACAGGCAGCGCUCGGGCGGAGGGCACGAGGGUCCCCGGCUGGUGAUAGGGUCCCUACCAGCACAACUCUCGCCUCAUCUGUUCGGAGGAUUCAAGUGCCCCGUGUGCUCCAAGUUUGUGUCCUCAGACGACAUGGAUCUUCACCUGGUCUUGUGCUUAACCAAACCCAGAGUGACAUAUAAUGAGGACGUCCUGACCAAGGAUGCAGGGGAAUGUGCAAUCUGCCUGGAGGAGCUGGUCCAGGGAGACACCAUCGCCCGCCUGCCCUGCCUCUGCAUCUACCACAAAGGCUGUAUCGAUGAGUGGUUUGAAGUGAACAGAUCAUGUCCGGAGCAUCCAUCAGAUUAAAGCGUUUUGCACAGGUACUCUACAAUGUGACGGAUCUCUGAAAUGAAGUAUGGAUCCACAAGACUGCUGGACACUGUGAUCAGUUUAUCCCCCCCCCCUCGUAAUGUAGAACCACUGUGUGCCAAAUCUCAUUAAAGCAAUCUUCAGGGAUA
This is a messenger RNA of Etheostoma cragini (Arkansas darter), 1366 nucleotides long. RefSeq names its product zinc and ring finger 2b (gene znrf2b). Bases 546 to 1214 code for a protein of 222 amino acids. NCBI's taxonomy places the organism in Eukaryota, Metazoa, Chordata, Actinopteri, Perciformes, Percidae. The transcript is spliced from 5 exons. The record is from RefSeq and is a predicted model, not a curated record.